Molecule: messenger RNA, 3312 nt
Organism: Doryrhamphus excisus (bluestripe pipefish)
Lineage: Eukaryota; Metazoa; Chordata; Actinopteri; Syngnathiformes; Syngnathidae
Gene: tas1r1
Product: taste receptor, type 1, member 1
Biological process (GO): G protein-coupled receptor signaling pathway
Cellular component (GO): plasma membrane
Molecular function (GO): G protein-coupled receptor activity
Source: RefSeq, a predicted model, not a curated record
AUGACAACUCCGUACCUGUUCUUAUGCUGCCUGGUGCUGCAGGUGGCUGACGGAGAACUGGACUACAUCUCCCAUGGAGAAGGGCUACAUCUGCAGGGGGACUUCUCCAUCGCUGGGCUCUUUCCUCUUCACUAUACCAACCGACCAAGCACGGGUUUGCCUGCUUUGGGUGCAUGCAAAGAAGGCCGACACAACAAGCAUGGCUUUCAUAUGAUGCAAGCCAUGAGAUUUGCCGUGGAAGAAGUGAACAACAAGAGCGGAGCGCUGCACUCUCUGCUGCCAGGAGUCACACUGGGCUACCAGAUGUAUGACAUAUGCUCAGCACCAGCCAGUGUACUGGCCACACUGGACUUACUGGAGCAACAGUACCAUGGAUCCGCUGCAUCCUGGAUGACGACGAGGAACACAGAAACUGUCGCUGUGAUUGGUCCAGACAGCAGCAGCAAAUCUUUCACCCCAGCCGCUCUGCUCGGUGCUUAUCUCAUACCACAAAUCUCCUACGAAGCAUCAAACAAGAAACUGAGCAACAAGAUCCUCUACCCUUCCUUUUUCCGCACCAUUCCCAGUGACAAGAACCAGGUGGAGGCCAUGAUCCAGCUCCUGGUUCAUUUCAACUGGACUUGGAUCGCCCUGCUGGGCAGCGACAAUGACUACGGCCUGGGUGGCAUGCAGAGUCUGUCCCAGCUGGCGCCGCAACACAACAUCUGCGUGGCCUUCCAGGGAGUCAUCCCAUCCUACAGCGGAGAGACUGUUAAAAUCAUGAGGAAUAUGGUGGAGGGCAUACUGAGGGCAAAGGUCAACACCAUUGUGGUGUUCUCCAGUAAGUCCAAACUGAGCGGCUUCUUCCCUUUCGUUGUGGAACGUAACGUGACAGGAAAGGUGUGGAUAGGUACGGAAGACUGGUCCGUCGCCACGCUCAUAUCUGGGAUCGCUGGGAUCCACACCAUUGGCACUGUGCUCGGCGUCUCCAUCCAGAACGCCGACAUUAGUGGCUUUCAGGAGUUUGAGAGAAAAGUUGUGGAGGCUUCACUUCAUCGCGGUGACAGUCAGACGGGUUCCGGCGGCCAUGUUUGUCUGCAGAGUACAGAUGUGUACAGUCUGGCCGGGAACAACUUCACUUUGGAGAAGUAUGACAUCACCUCGUCCUUCAACGUGUACAAGGCGGUGUAUGCUGUAGCCCAUACGCUCCAUCAAGCUCUUCACUGUGACUCUGGACGUUGCCUGGUAAGGAAGGUGCAGCCAUGGCAGCUCCUGCCGCUGCUUCGGGAUGUUCGCUUCUGUCUGAAAAAUACCUGUGUGUACUUCGAUGAGAAUGGCGACCCUCCUACAGGAUAUGACAUCGUUACGUGGAUUUGGAGAGGCACAGAGUGGUCCCUCAGGGUGGUGGGGUCUUUCAGUCCUGAUCCCCUUCACCUCACACUUGAUGAAGGCGCCAUUGAGUGGGACAGCAUGGGGACAUCAAGACUGGUUCCACUGUCCAUCUGUUCUCCAUCCUGUACAAAAGGUCACAGAAAGUUGCUGAAAGGACAGCACACGUGUUGCUUUGACUGCCAGGCGUGUCCUGCUGCCACCUUCUUAAACAAAAGUGAGCCCACCCAGUGCCAGCCAUGUCCCUUGGAGCAGUGGGCUCCCCCCGCCAGCGAGCUGUGUCACAACCGUACCGUCCUUCUUCUGGCCUGGGAUGCCCCCCUCUCCAUGGCCCUCCUCUUCUUCCUGGCCUGCUGCCUCCUGCUGACCUCUGUCUCGGCCGCCGUCCUCCUGCUCCACCUCCACACCCCCGUGGCCAAGUCCGCCGGGGGUCGCACUUGCCUGUUGAUGCUCGCCGCUCUGAUGGCCGCCUCUUUGAGCACCCUGUGCCAUUUUGGUCACCCCUCCAAUGCGGCCUGCAUGCUCAAGCAGCCUCUGUUCAUGUUCAGCUUCACGGUGUUUCUGGCCUGCGUCACCGUGCGGUCCCUGCAGGUGGUCUGCAUCUUUAAGUUGGCCUCCAAGCUCCCACCCGCUUAUGACAAGUGGGCCAAAAAGCAAGGCCCCGAGUGGACUAUUUUCAUUAUAUCUGCCAUCAUUUUGUUCAUUUCCGUAACUCAUGUGGCGAUGGAACCUCCUGAGCCAUCCCGCGAUGUGGAUUUUUACCCGGACAGCAUAGUCCUGGAGUGUAGCAGCACCCUGUCGUACGGCUCAGGCCUGGAGCUGGCUUACGUGUCCCUGCUCAGCGUGGUCUGCUUCUUCUUCAACUACAUGGGGAAAGACCUGCCGGCCAACUACAACGAGGCCAAAUGCAUCACCUUCAGUCUCACAGUCUACAUCAUUUCAUGGAUCAGUUUCUUCACCAUCUACCUCAUCAGCAGAAGCCCCUUCUCCAUGGCCGCGCAUGUUUUUGCCAUACUCUUCAGUGUGACCGCCUUCCUGGGGGGAUACUUCCUACCCAAAAUAUAUAUCAUCCUGCUCAGGCCGCAAAUGAACACCACAGCUCAUUUCCAGAACUGCAUCCAGAUGUACACCAUGAGUAAACAAUGACUCUGUUUCAUUAUUUCAGUUCAAUGCAAAUGGAAUGGUUACAAAAAGUUAACGUUAUUUUUUUAUUGUUAAAAGACAAAAAAAGUGAUUGGUCAUCACACUACCACCACCAUAUUUUACUGUUGGUUUGAUGUUCUUUUUCUGUAACGACAGAUGUGAUAGGGGACACACCUUCCAAAAAGUUCAACUUUGUGGAUAAAUGCUCUCACUGUGGUUGGCUGGAGUCCCAAAGCGUUAGAAAUGGCUUUGUAACAUUUAACACUGAUAGAACUAGAUUAUUUUUCCUAAAUAAUAAUAUGUUUCACAGGCACGGCGGUCGAGUGGUUAGCGCGCAGACCUCACAGCUAGGAGACCAGGGUUCAAUCCCACCCUCAGCCAUCUCUUUGUGGAGUUUGCAUGUUCUCCCCGACCAUGCGUGGGUUUUCUCCGGGUACUCCGGUUUCCUCCCACAUUCCAAAAACAUGCUAGGUUAAUUGCCGACUCCAAAUUGUCCAUAGGUAUGAAUGUGAGUGUGAAUGGUUGUUUGUCUAUAUGUGCCCUGUGAUUGGCUGGCCACCAGUCCAGGGUGUACCCCGCUUCUUGCCUGAAGACAGCUGGGAUAGGCUCCAGCACCCCUCGUGAGGAAAAAGCGGUAGAAAAUGAAUGAAUGAAUAAUAUGUUUCAUUUCAUUUUGUGUUAAUUUGCGUUGUCAAUAUGUUUGAUGAUCUGAAACAUUUAAUUGUAGGAUAAGCGGCAUAGAAAACGGAUGGAUGAUUGGGUUACACCAUUAGAUACAGUACAUGUGAGGUGCAAAAUAUU